Amaranthus tricolor (Joseph's coat) is the source of this 912-nucleotide messenger RNA. RefSeq lists its product as uncharacterized. Gene Ontology annotation, molecular function: nucleic acid binding. Bases 1 to 912 code for a protein of 303 amino acids. Lineage: Eukaryota; Viridiplantae; Streptophyta; Magnoliopsida; Caryophyllales; Amaranthaceae. The transcript has a single exon. The record is from RefSeq and is a predicted model, not a curated record.
AUGCGACAAGAAAUUUUACUACACUUACUUAACAUAUUUGUUGCUGGAAAUCUUCCUCAUGGUUUAAUUAACAAGACGGCGGAGAAGUUUGGUUAUUCCCGAAGGACCAUAAGCUAUUUAUGGAACAAGGCCGAGAAACAAAAGCAAACAUCCCAAAAGUAUGAUUUAGAUCAUAGCUAUCACAAGUGUGGAAGAAAAAGAAUUACAGUCCCAUAUGAAAGUAUCGCAAGCAUUCAAAUGGGUGAUAGCACGUGCAUAAGAGACUUGGCAAGUAAACUCAACUUAGCACCAUCCACUGUAUGGAAGAUGAUCAAAAGAGGGGAAUUAAAUCCUCACACUAAUGCAAUGCAUCCAGAAAUUUCAGAGGAUAAUAAGCUGGUAAGAAUUCAUUUGAUUAUUAGUUUACUUGUACAAGAUUCGAUUCCAAUUCAACCACAAUACAAAUUUCUAUAUGACUUUGUUCAUAUCGAUGAAUUUUACUUGUCAAGAAAAUCACAGCAAGUUUAUCUUGCAAAAAAUGAACCUAAACCUGACAGAAGUGGUAAAUCAUCCAAAAUCAUUCCUAAAAUUAUGUUUAUGGGUUGUGUGGCAAGACCUAGAUGGAACCAAAUGGGUGAAUGUACUUUCGACGGUAAGAUAGGAAUUUUUCCCUUCAUCGAAGAAGCACUUACAAAAAGGGCUUCAAAGAAUAGACCAAAGGGGGUGAUUGAAACAAAACCCAUAGAAUCAGUCAACAAGCAAGCAACAAGGCAAAUGCUAAUUAAUAAAAUACUUCCAGCAAUCAAGUCAAAGUGGCCUAGUGAAGGAGAGAAAAUCAUUUUAUUCAACAAGAUAAUUGCAAGGAACACAUUACUCAAGACCAUGUUGAAUGGCAAGCACAUUAUAAAUAAGAUGGUUUUACAUUUAUUUUAA